UUCGCGCCAUUUUCAAUAAGGACGAAAGUUAAUAUGGCGCCAACUGGAGUAAUGGAUGGUGAUAAUCAAGACGAUUCACUUGCUUCUCGGCGAUCAAGGAGAUCUAAAAAGCAAAGUAGUGGAGCGAACGCUUUGGAGAAAAUUAGGAAAUUUCGUGAGACUGGUGAAAGAUCUUCAUUUGAGGUUGGAGAUGUUCAAGAUGUUUAUGAAAUUGUAAAUGAGGAUCAGUACUCUGAGAUCGUAAGAAAGCGUCAAGAGGAUGAUUGGGUGAUAGACGAUGGAACAACAGAGGGAUAUGCRGAUGAUGGAAGGGAAAUAUUUGAUGACGAGCUCGAUGAAGCCCCGCAGAAGAAUGCCAAGAAGCAACCUAAAAAGACAAGUGUCAAAAAGCCUACAGUUAAGCCAAAAACAAUCAAUAAAAUGUUUCUUGCUGCCAGUGCAAAAGCCAUGAAAAAAGAGUCAGAAAAUAAGCAGACCAUAGGAAAUGAUGAUUUUCUUGAUGAUCUGCUCAAGGAGGUUGAGAACCCAAGACCACAAACCAUCAAAAUACCUAAAGCAAGGGCAAAUCCAUUCAGGACUCCCCCUGGAGGCAUGAGUCAUAAAGCGCCACCAAGACGUCUUCAGUCAGCAAUGAAUUUCUCAAGACCGCAACCAGUAGAAGUCGCAAAGACAACCAGGCUUGUAGGUCAGAAACGUAAGGCUGUGAAACAAGAACCUGUUGAUUAUYAAGACAACAAUAAUGACAAUUAUGGAGGAUUGGUUGGUGUGAGAACUGAUGAUAUGGAUCACAGUAYUUUUCAAGAAGAUAUAAAUGAUGUACAAGACAUGUGCUAUGAUAUGGAUGACAAUGAUGACCUUGCAGAGGCAGCAUUGGAAGAACUUGAUGCUGCUCCUGAAGAAAAAAUCACACCCAAAGAGGUCAAAAAAGAAAAGAUGGAGGUUAAGGAUGAAGUAAAACCAUUGCCAUCAAAGAGGAUUGAGCUUGAUGGUGGGUCAUCAUGGGAAACCAUAUUAGGACAGGAAGACACCAAACCAGAGGUUAUGAUGGAUGUGAUGAUUGAUUCUUCAUCUCUUCCUUUAGAAGAAGUCAAUGGAGAAAAAGUGCUAAAACUGUACUGGUUUGAUUCAUAUGAGGACAGAUUUAGGCAACCAGGUGUUGUUUAUUUGUUUGGAAAAGUAAAAAUUGAAUCAGCAAACAAGUUUGUUAGUUGUUGUGUAGCUGUUAAGAACAUCGACAGACAUAUUUUUCUCCUGCCAAGAGAAAAGCGUCGUUCUGUGGAUGGUUCAGGAGAACCAGUACUUAUAAAAGAUGUUUAUGAGGAAUUCAAUGAAAAUAUUGCCAACAAGAAUAAAAUUAUGAAYUUUGUUUGCAAGACUGUCACAAAAGAUUACUGUUUUGAAGUCCAAGARGUUCCUGCAAGCUCUGAAUAUCUAAUGAUUAAGUAUUCUGCUGAUUAUCCUCAACUACCUGAAGACCUGCAAGGGGAUACUUUCAGCAAAGCAUUUGGAACUAAAACUUCAAGCUUAGAGCAACUUCUACUCAGCCGUAAAAUCAAAGGCCCUUGUUGGCUGAAUAUCAAAAUGCCCCAAUUAUCAAGCCAACCAGUCAGCUACUGUAAAGUAGAGGCAUUUAUAAACAAGCCAGAUUUCAUUGACGUUGCCCAAGAGCAGGMUGACCCUCCUCCAUUUGUUGUCAUGAGUCUGAGUGUAAGGACUCUUCUCAAUCCAAGAACACAUUCACAUGAGAUCAUUGCCAUCUCAGCACUGAUACAUCAAGAUGUUUAUGUUGAUAAAGCAGCUCCAAAGGAGAAAUAUCAGUAUCGAUUCUGUGCUGUCAGUAAACCAAAUGACAAAUUAUACCCAUUUGACUUCAAGGAUAUACUUAAGAAAAAGCAAAUCAAAAUUGAGGUGAUGACGUCUGAAAGAGCUUUAUUGGCAUUUUUUGUUGCUAAGAUUCAUAAAAUUGACCCUGAUGUUAUGGUGGGUCAUGARAUCUUUGGCUUUGACUUAGAUGUMCUCAUGCACAGGAUUAAUGCAUGCAAGAUUCCACAGUGGUCUAGACUUGGACGACUAAAGAGGGCCAUCAUGCCUAAGGCGUACACCCAUGGUAAAYGUGGUCAUCAUGGRGACCCAAACAUAACUUGUGGAAGAUUACUGUGUGAUGUCAAGAUCUCAUCUAGAGAACUCAUUCGCAGCAAGAGUUACGACUUGAAAGAACUUUCUCGUGUGGUUCUMCAAACUCCUCGGCAAGAGAUUGACCAGGACGACAUUGGCAAUAUGUACAAUACAUCACAAGAAUUGUUGUACCUACUAGAACUGACUACGAUCGAUUCAUUAUUGAGUCUGKGAAUUAUGUACGAACUAAACGUGUUACCUCUGGCUCACCAAAUCACAUGCAUUGCCGGCAAUGUCAUGUCUCGGACUCUACUCGGAGGUCGUUCGGAAAGAAACGAAUUUUUACUGCUUCAUGCAUUUAGCGAAAAGGGCUUUAUUUGUCCAGACAAAAACUACAGUAAGAAAAGCGUCGUCAAUGAAGACGACGAAUCUGCGACUACGAGCAAAAAAGGGAGACGGAAGCCUGCGUAUGCGGGGGGUCUGGUACUUGAACCAAAAAAAGGUUAUUAUGACAAGUUUAUCUUGUUACUGGACUUCAAUAGUUUGUAUCCGUCAAUCAUCCAAGAAUACAACAUUUGCUUCACUACAAUUGACAAGAGCGCUUCACACACUACCGGGGAUGACGAAGAAGAGAUCGUGGACCUACCCGACGCUUCURUAGAACCAGGAAUUCUCCCGACAGAAAUCAGAAAACUCGUAGAAAGACGAAAGCAGGUUAAAGGCUUGAUGAAGAGUGUUGGAAAYGACACAGACAAGUACAUCCAGUUUGAUAUACGGCAAAAGGCGUUAAAGUUAACAGCCAACAGUAUGUACGGAUGUCUGGGGUUUUCACAUUCAAGGUUUUACGCCAAGCCAUUAGCUGCACUCGUCACCAGUAAAGGCCGUGAGAUUCUUCUGAAGACCAAAGACCUGGUUCAACAAGUACGUUUNCAGAAUUGUUUCAAUGCAGAAAAGAGAGUUUUUCAUCUGUUUGACUGGCUUUGUUUUCAGGUUAAAGCAGAGGUUAAUAAGCUGUAUCGUCUUCUUGAGAUUGAUAUUGACGGUAUCUUCAAGUCUAUGCUACUGCUGAAGAAAAAGAAGUACGCGGCGAUUACUAUCUCAGAGAACAGUGACGGUACACUAAAUGAAGUUCCAGAGAUGAAAGGUCUUGAUAUUGUGAGAAGAGACUGGUGCGACCUCGCUAAGGACACUGGGAACUACGUUCUCGCACAGAUUCUGUCAUCUCAGCCACGUGAGAACAUACUGGACAAUAUUCACGAAUUUUUGAUCAAGAUCGGUGAAGACGUUAAAGCUGGCAGCAUAGACCUUGCUAAGUACAUCAUAAACAAGCAACUGACGAAAUCCCCCAAUGACUACCCUGACAAGAAAUCCCUUCCUCAUGUCCACGUUGCAUUAUGGAUGAUGAGUAAAUCAAGAAAAGUCGGUGUUGGUGACACUAUUCCUUACGUCAUCUGUGACGAUGGUUCAGUUCUUCCUGCAUCACAACGUGCUUACCAUCCCGAUGAGUUUCAAAAGUCAGACUCUCUGAAGAUUGACACCAAAUACUACCUAUCGAGCCAAGUUCAUCCCGUAGUAUCUCGUUUAUGUGAUCCUAUCGACGGCACAGACGCUUCAAGAAUCGCCGAGUGUCUUGGUCUCGACCCCUCCGGAUAUCGAAGCAGUUCGUCUCAUCGUGAUGARGAGGCUGACGCUCUUCUUGGCGGACAAGCACAGAUGACCGAUGAAGAGCGAUUUAAGGAUUGCGCUCGUCUCAUUGUUAAGUGUAAUAAUCCAAAGUGCGGUCAAGAGACGACGUUGGAAUCUCUUGUUAAUAAUCAGGAUCCUAUAGAAAUCAGCGCUCAAUGCUCCGGUUGCAAAAUUGUCUACAACGCUCCGACCAUUGUUAAUCAAGUGACCAUCACCAUACGAAGACACUUGAAGGAGUACUACGCAGGAUGGCAAAAAUGCGAGGAUCCUUCGUGUGAUCAUCGUACACGUCAAGUACCCCUGAUACGUCACAGAGGACUCCCCUUGUGUCCUCAUUGUCGCCGUGCGCACAUCAUCCCUACGUAUUCCGAUACCUCGUUGUACAACCAAAUCCUGUACUAUAGCCGUCUAUUUGAUGUAGAUUACGCCWUGAAYAAUUUGAGCAAAGACACAAAGCCUGGCACAAGUGGCCUCCUCAGACGACCAGACGUGAAAGAGUUCUACCGGAUWCUUCACAACAACAUUCAAAAACUCAUCUUAUCCAACUCGUACUCUGAAGUAAACCUCGCCAAACUUUUCAGUACUUUCAUAAUUUAAGUGUCAUAACCGACAAUUCGCGAGAAAGUUCCCUUAUGCAAUGCUCUUUUAAAUGCUUGUAGAUUAAAAGUCGGUUUGGCUUAUCWGGUUGUGGUUGGCCCGGACCACACGAUAUCGCAAAUUUUUGUCGUUGCGGAUAAAAWAAUGUACUGACUUGUCUCCUUCACAGCCUCGUUUUCUUGGAGUUCCUUUUUGGGAGAGACAGACAUAAAAAGCGUCCUUUGAAAAUUUCCGGAUUCGGUCGGACAAGUGUGGACGCCACCCUUAAUCGUAACAACGUGUAGACACGAACAUUUUUGUAUCCGUAACAAGAGAACUUGCGGAUAAAUCAUUCCGUCAUCACGUGAGAAGGACCAAGAUUGUCCGAGAUCUCGCGAAUUGUACACACCAAAAAGUGUGCUGAUAACUUAAUUGUUCCAUGUAAAUGUCAAAUUAUUUUUAUUGAAUAAAUCCGACCUUUCAUUGGUUA
Messenger RNA from Exaiptasia diaphana, 4867 nucleotides. Its product is annotated as DNA polymerase alpha catalytic subunit-like. The record is from RefSeq and is a predicted model, not a curated record. Gene Ontology annotation, cellular component: alpha DNA polymerase:primase complex. Gene Ontology annotation, molecular function: purine nucleotide binding; pyrimidine nucleotide binding; single-stranded DNA binding. Lineage: Eukaryota; Metazoa; Cnidaria; Anthozoa; Actiniaria; Aiptasiidae. Gene Ontology annotation, biological process: mitotic DNA replication initiation; DNA replication; leading strand elongation.